Alexandromys fortis (reed vole) is the source of this 972-nucleotide messenger RNA. RefSeq names its product olfactory receptor 10AG1-like. The record is from RefSeq and is a predicted model, not a curated record. Gene Ontology annotation, biological process: detection of chemical stimulus involved in sensory perception of smell; G protein-coupled receptor signaling pathway. Gene Ontology annotation, molecular function: olfactory receptor activity; G protein-coupled receptor activity. Gene Ontology annotation, cellular component: plasma membrane. The coding region runs from base 1 to 972 and encodes 323 amino acids. The transcript has a single exon. Lineage: Eukaryota; Metazoa; Chordata; Mammalia; Rodentia; Cricetidae.
AUGGAUCUCACAGAGAGCAGGAAAGAGAACAAUGCUUCCACAGUCACCCAAUUCGUCCUUCUGGGAUUCUCAGACCUACCAAACCUCCAGGGGUUUCUCUUUGGUAUGUUCUCCAUAAUGUACUUAAUUAUCCUAAUUGGAAAUGGCUUCAUAAUUGUGAUAACCAGAAUUGAUCCUUCACUGCACAAGCCCAUGUAUUUUUUCCUGGCAAACUUUUCUUCUCUGGAAAUCUGUUAUGUGUCAGUCACUCUUCCUAGAAUUCUGUACAACAUCGGUACUCAGAAUAGAAACAUCUCCAAGCUGGCCUGUGCCACACAAACAUGCUUCUUCCUUAUGCUGGGAGCCACUGAAUGUUUCCUUCUGGCUGUGAUGUCUUAUGACCGCUAUGUGGCCAUCUGCAAUCCUCUGCACUAUCCCCUGGUUAUGAACUCAAUCAAGUGCAUUCAGCUAGCAGCAGGCUCCUGGCUCGGCGGCAUCCCAGUCCAGAUAGGACAAACCUGUCAGAUAUUCUCUCUUCAUUUUUGCAGUUCUAACCAAAUCAACCACUUCUUCUGUGACUUACCUCCCAUUCUCAAGCUAGCCUGUGGAAACACAUUUAUUAAUGAGUUGUCUGUCUACCUAGUGGCUAUCCUCUUUGCUGCUUUUCCUUUUAUGUUGACUCUUGCUUCUUAUAGCAAAAUCAUUGCCACCAUUCUGAUGUUACCAACAGCCACAGGACAGACAAAAGCCUUCUCCACAUGUUCUUCCCAUUUGCUUGUGAUAUUUUUGUUUUUUGGAUCAGCUGCUGUUACUUACUCAAAAACAAAGUCCACACAUUCUCCAGAAACUGACAAACUAUUUUCUCUGUUCUACACCAUUGUGACUCCCAUGUUCAAUCCUUUGAUAUACAGCCUCAGGAACAAGGAUGUGAUUGCUGCAUUGAGAAAAUUGUUAAUUGGAAAAAAAGGCAAACUUUUGUGUACUAAUUUCUAA